UUUUUUUGCGGUAGCCACUAUUGUUAUCUGUUAGUGACUCUAAUAAGUUAAUAGUUAAAUGGAAAUGAUAAAACGGAAAUCAACAACUGAGAGUAAGUAAGACCGUUUAUUGUGAAUUUGUCUUGGUAUAUUAUUGAGUUAUUUGAUACAUAGAAACCUUACGUGGAUUCUCUCAAUUACCGGCCCAAUAACAUAAUUUCAGGGAAGAUUUAGACCCACUUAAUGUUCAACAAACAGGAGACAAGCCUGGUGGUCUAAAGAUAUUCAUGAUAAUUUGAAUCUCUUCACUUUCUCUGAUACACUAUUUCUCUAUGUCAACUUCUAGCCAAAUGUUGUGGUGUAUUGCAUUUAUACUUGCUUUGAACUGUCUCGUUCAAUGCGCCGAAAUAAGUCCUCCACGGACAGAUACUGGAAAAAGUCCGACUACUGAAUCGGAGGAAAAAAUGCCAAACACUGUGUCAAGGCAAACAAGGCCCGAGCCACAAACGAUUAAGACAACGAGUAAAAAUUCACCUCAAAAGCCUGUGACCCCAGCGCCGGUGAAUGAAUUUGCGCUCAACGACAUACUCUUCAGAGGACGACAAUCAAAUGAAGCAAGCGCCUUCCUUAAAGCAAACGAACAAAGGGGGAAACAACUAGAGACAACGUACGAACAUAUACGUGAACAGGAUUUGGACGACAUUGAGGCGUUAGUUCGGAGAAGAAGUCGGUUACGGUUUUUCCGACGUUAAUUUAAUAGGUCGAAUGGGUUUCGCCACUUCUUAAAAUAAUAUUAUUGAAUAUAUUUCCUCUUUAAAAUCAUUUGGAGAAAGCAGGGACAUUGUCUCUACGAGACGGAGGGAUAGUACGGAAUAGAGAGAGUGGGAGUAUUUAAUUCUAGACGGGAAGGGUGGUUAACUCAGUUCGACUGCUAAAGGCUGGGAAAGAAGGGGAAGGGGAAUUUCCCUAUGACAACGAUCGCAUUUUGAGCUCGAAUUGAACUUUCUCCUUUUCCAGUCCUAUCUAAACCCGCCAUGCUCGCAGGUUGGUUUCUAAGAUAAACUUUGAUUAGACUGAACUUUGAUUUUACAUCAGUGAUAAUUGAAUUCAAAUGAUUGAAUUCGCAAGAAAUAAUGUUUGCAGUGCUUUAAAUUUCCAUGAAUGUUGUGUCACCUUCAUUUAAACUUUGGUUUCCCCAUAUUUUAUAUUUACUUUAAAAUAAAUUCUGCCGUUGAGGUUACAGUUAAUGAAGCGACAUUAUGCAAGUCAACGUAUUUAAAACAUUGUGACUUAU
This is a messenger RNA of Pocillopora damicornis (cauliflower coral), 1273 nucleotides long. RefSeq lists its product as uncharacterized. NCBI's taxonomy places the organism in Eukaryota, Metazoa, Cnidaria, Anthozoa, Scleractinia, Pocilloporidae. The record is from RefSeq and is a predicted model, not a curated record.